AUGUUAAAGAGUUUGGUGUAUAAGAACUUUAGGUUGCAAGUGCAAGGGAUCCGUCGAUUGGCAUCCGUAGCUUCGAAUACCGGCCUGGAGCUGGUUGAUAGCUCCGAUACCUCGACGACUAUAAAGUUAGACAACAAGAUGUUGGUAACUUACCACAACGUGUUUCUUAGAGACUCGUGUACAAUGGCAGACAAGUCAAUUCAUAAAGACUCGAAACAGAAGUUGUUCAAGACGUCAGAGAUUGUACCCAAAUCAAUUCCAGCUUCCACACCUAAAGUGGUGGAAGAUCCAAGAACAGGUGCUUCAAUGUUGGAGAUUGAAUGGGACGAAGGCGAUGGUAAAGUUCAUAAGUCGUCCUAUUCCAAACAGUUCCUGACUCAAUAUUCCAACAUUGAAGCUCGUAGAAUCGGUAAAUUUUUUGAGAAUGAUGUUAUUCAAUGGGAUCGGAGUAAAUUGGUCACAGCUAGGAAUAAGGGGAAAAUAGACUUCGAAUACGAUUCUUAUAUCAAGGAUGACUUAGUUUUGUUUGACGUUCUGAAAAAGAUUAACACCUAUGGAAUUGUAUUUAUAAACAACAUUCCUAAACAAAAAGAAAACACUAACAAAUGGUUUAUUGAGGAUAUUGCGACGAGAAUUGGUUAUAUCAGGGAGACUUUCUAUGGCAAGUUAUUUGAUGUCAAAUCGGUGGACAACGCCAAGAACAUUGCUUACACAUCUCAUUCUUUGCCACUUCAUAUGGAUCUGUUGUACUACCAAUCGCCCCCAGGUUUGCAAUUGCUUCAUUCCAUUAAGAACUCCGUGGAGGGUGGAGAGUCGAUAUUUGCCGAUUCUUUUUUUGCUGCUAAAUAUGUCGCCCAAACUGAACCGCAAGCCUACUUUGCUUUAACGAAUGUACCCAUUUCGUACCAUUACGAAAAUGACGAGCAAUACUAUUACUAUGCAAGGCCACUAGUUGUCGAAGAUGAGGCCUCAACAGAUUUUGCAACGGGCCAACACACGAUCAAAGAAUGCAAUUAUUCCCCCUCAUUUCAAGCGCCAUUCGAAUUUGGUAUCACGAAGCCAUUCUCUCCCCAGGAUAAGGACGACCUGGUGUCUUCGCAUAGUAUCUCCUCCAAUGUUAACAAUGCCAAGGAAAUCGGUGACUCAUAUCUUUUCAAAGAUUUCCUGCGGGGUUUAGCAAUGUUUGAAGAGUUUGUACACGAUCCAGUUAACCAAUAUGCUAUUAAAAUCCCAGAAAAUACUUGCGUAAUCUUUGACAACAGAAGAAUUUUGCAUUCCAGAAAUGAGUUUGUACUGAAAGAGGGUGAAGAGAGAUUCUUGAAAGGAUGUUACCUCAAUAAGGACACCUACAUGUCCAAGUUGCGGGUGUUGACCAAGAAGUUUGGCCAUUUGUUUUCGUAA
Komagataella phaffii GS115 is the source of this 1401-nucleotide messenger RNA. RefSeq lists its product as uncharacterized. Gene Ontology annotation, molecular function: oxidoreductase activity. The record is from RefSeq and is a predicted model, not a curated record. Bases 1 to 1401 code for a protein of 466 amino acids. Lineage: Eukaryota; Fungi; Ascomycota; Pichiomycetes; Pichiales; Pichiaceae. The transcript has a single exon. Gene Ontology annotation, cellular component: mitochondrion. Gene Ontology annotation, biological process: carnitine biosynthetic process.